ACUCCAACGUCGGUCUCAUCGCUAUGGUACCGUUAGCAACCAGCAACGAAGCGGUUCUUCGCAUCUUCCUCUACGCGUGCCUCCUCUUCGUGGCUCCACCUCCAACAUCAGCGCCGGCAAGCGCGCACCCAUGGCACCAACCUCUACCACUGCGAGCAGUAGAGGAGAGCCUUGCUCUUCGUAGCGCGGAUCUUCCCCUCGAACUUACUUCAGACCAGUCAUGGACCACACGCGUCCGUCAAAAGGUGCAAGGAUCCCUGGCUCGAACGCCAUCUUCAUUGGCAUCCUUAUUCGUAGUGUAUACAGUGGAUAAACUUCGGAACCAUGAUUUUUCACGAUCGGAGAGGAGGAUCGAGAUACGUUAUACAUAGAAAACCGGAAACCUCACAAUUGUUCCUUGGAAAAUUUGAUACUUCAAAGUGAUAAGAAAAACUAGAAUUCAAGAUGUCCUGUGUUGAGGAAGGUUUUCGUCUUGGCGGUGCACCUUCCGAAUGUUCGCUCAAGAGUAAAGCAAGGAUAGACGCCCUCUUCGAGGACUCAAAAUCAGUCUGGAGCUCCACGCUCGGAGGCUGGUACGCGGCAGUCUCGACAAUGGCGUCAACGAAUCCCGAAGACAUCGGUACCGAGGAACAGAAACGGGUGAACAGCGCAGUUCAAGCAAGAAUCGAGGCGAUGUUCGCAUCCGUAGAAGCGGAGCACGCAGUUCCUGGGGAAUCGGCAGCAGCCAUUUUAUCGGUAAAGUAUAUGGGAGCAGCGCCAGUGGGCGGGAGAGUGGCAAGCGUCCGAGGACUUCAGGAGCCUCUUCGUCAGCUCUUGGAACGUCUUGAGGAUUCGAUAGCAGCUGAAUUGGAAGUGUCACGACGUGGUUUGACAUUUCGUACUAGUGACAGCAACGAGAAAACGAAUCCCUUCCGUAGAAUAGCAGUCUGGAGUGCAUUGAGGUUGAGGUCCAAGGAGUCAGCCUCGGGUGAACUUCAUCACGCCUUCCUGCCCUUGGUUGGAGACGAACAAGGAAUUGGAUCCAAGGACAAGCACGCCGACCUCUACAGGACCAUGCGUGGCCUCAAAGAAGACGUCAAUGAAUAUCCACCGAUUUUUGCAGUGGUCAUGAGAAGACCGGGUGCCGCCAGAGUUCUAGAGUGUCACGCCUUUGCCUGUCAGGUCGAAGAAGAUGCUAUUGCUGCUGCGGCGACCCUCUAUCGGGCCUUGUUGGCUGAUCUGGAUGCUAAUCGUAGACGACCUAGACAAGCUAAUGGUGUUGGUUGUGUCAGCUUAGCCUCGGUUGCUUCUAGUGUGCGUGAACAGAGUCUAGGAAUGCCAUCAAGAAACUUCAGACAGGCACCACCUAGACCCACUGCUCCACAUCCUGUGAGGCCACCGCGUGUGAAGAAAACUUCGAUUUCCAGUAUCACCGAAGACGAACCAUCUAGUUCUGGUCUGGAAGCUCCUAGAAGGAAAAAGAAGAUACCUGACGUCAAGGCUGAUGACAUACUCGAAGGAAGGAGUCGAAGACAAUCAGCAGAUCUUACCAGUGGCGUCAAACAGAUGAGAACUGGUACCAGCUCGGUGGUCGAUAAGGAAGAGAAGGAAAAUCUGAGGAACAAAUUAUACGACGUCAGUAAAGACAUUUAUGGCGAGGUCGAUAAGCUCUAUGGUAAUAAUGCGAAAGAAGCUGAUUCCAGGAAACUAAACAAGUACGAAAGAUUGCCUAUAAAGAGAUGUGAAGUAUGGAAUAGCUCUGACCAGGUAGAUAGGAUAGAGGAAGAUAGGAACAGAGAAUCAAAAACAAAACAAAUCAAUGAGAUUUAUAUGAAGAAUCAAGGAUCUUAUGAUCUCACGAGGAUCUCACGUAGCAAGAGUAACCUCGCGCUGGAAACUUAUUCCACGAAGAAACCAGGCACUAAACUUUACGAUAGAAAAGAGGAAGCUAACGUUCGCCUUAAUAGUCGCCAGAGUGGUAUUUACGAUCAGGAGGAACUCACAAGAAGGAAUCAUCAAGGGGCACGACAUCAUGAUGACGCGGACAAGAUAUACAGUAUUAACCAGGAAGACGUGUCCUUUCCAAAAAAUUCUGAAAUUUACAGCAGUCGUUCGACUAAUGGAGUUUCCCAAAAAUCCAAUAAAAGUCGACCAAGUUCAUCUAUGGAUUUUCACCCCAGAGAGAAAAUAACAAAACAGAAUGUGGAAGCUGCACGAAGCCAGGAAGAUCUCUAUGGGCAAAAGAGACUCAGUAGAAUAUCGACUAUGGACAAACACGUAAGAAAUACAAGGAGCGAGUGUAACGAUACCAAAAUGGUAGAAUACUCACAGCCAAGAGCAAGAAAAACUAGUAGAGCUGGCAGUGAGCCACCUAGAUGCAGAUCCGAAGAAGCUACUAGAAUGAUAGAGGAGAAUAAGUUAAAGAGGGCUCAGAGUGAUCUUGACGUGGACAGGGGUGAUCUCAUGACAAGGGUUGAAUUGCCACGAAGGGGUAGCUUCCUUAAUACUGGAAAUACCAGAAGACCCAAUAAUAUAACAGGUGGUACGCCAUUGGGAUUUACUGAACUGUUUGAUGAAUUUCGAAAUCAAGAAGGACUCACUAGUGUUGAUGAUAUUUUGGCAGCCAUCAUAGAUCCUGAAGGUAUGUCCUUCAAUGAUUUGAAACCACUCUACAAGGAAUUCCUGCUGAAACUAGCAGCAACUUUGACCCAGGAUGAAUUAUACCAGAGAUCAGCGAGCAUAAUGAGGCGUAGAAGACGACCUCAAAGACGACGCUCUACCAGACGUUCUUGCCUUCUGGGACGUGCGAUCAAGAGAUCGGUAUCGAGAUUAAAGGGCGGACCCACAGAAUUUACUUCUGUUAUAUUUCCCGCGAGAAGACUGAAUGAUAGUUUCGGCAGCAGCUCAUCGUGCGACGCCAAAAAUAACCACAGGAAUCGUGUCCUAGGAAGUAGACUAGGCAGAAGACGAUCGUCGUGGAGAAGGAUGAAGGCUGGCAUAGGACAAACUACGUCAGAGGAUAGCGAUACGUGUAAGAGACUCGGUCGAGGUGUUGCUGCGAAUAGGAGUAGCAGUGGGUACGUCAGCUGUAGCGAGUGUAGUUACGACUCAGAGUCUUGUACUUGCGUGUCAGCUGAUAAAUGUUACUGUUCCUUGUCGAGGAGGAUACCAGUGCCUCCUGCGCCAGGAAACACAACGGUUUGCGCCUGCGACACGGACAGCUGCUCUGAGAGCAACAAGUGUUACUGUGCUAGAAGUUCUGCUCAACCCAGUAUCCUGGAGCAGCUUCGACAGAGAGGCAUUGUACCUUCAGAAAGUACACUUAGUAGAGGUGGUAGUCCUGAGAGAGUUAAAACUUCUAAAACGAAUAGAAGUCUUGCAUCCUCCAGGAGUCUAGAGUUCCUAAAGGUCCGACCAUCACCAACUCCUGGAAGUUCAGAUAAUCUUGCAUUGGAUUAUGACUUGUUUAGUCCUGGUAAAGCUUCACAGAAAUCAUCAAGUAGCGAGAAGGUUCUUGUUGUUAGUGCUAGGGAUCCUCAGGGUAGGUUAGUGUAUGUAGGAGGUGCUGAAAGAGCCAAGAGACCUUCCCUAAAUGGUUCUAAUAGAUCAGUUGGACAUCACGAAGCUCUUUCGAUAAAGAAAAGUGCAGAGAUUGCUGCAGUCUUUGGACUAAACUCUGGCAUGAGUUGCAGACGAGCUGGUAGCAUUUCCAGUGUCAGAAGUUCAAUAAGUCUAGAAGCUGGUUUAGGAUAUUUACCUUGACAAAGGUAUCACAGCUUUCAAUACAACUAUAUUAAUUUAGAAUUACUUUAGUCUUAAAGUCAAUCCUCGUGCAAUGCAAUAUAUUGUUUAUUGAAACAAAAAUAUACCGUAAUGCACGUGUUACAAAGAUCAUUGUAGUGAUCUAGUUAUGUAUUAAUUUUUAACUCAAAUUUUGUUGUUGACUUGACAAAGCUUGCCAUUACUUGAUUAAGUAUUAAGAGGCAUUAAGAAGCAAGGAAUUACAAUUAGGAUAACAUUACUUUAAGAGGUAACUUAUUGAUAUGUAUUCAUCACUAGAGUCUAAAAUUGUGUCAAACAAUUUGUUUCCUUAUCUUUGGCUGAAGGCAUUCACAAUAUCGAUUAAAGAUGCAGAACUUUAGUAGAAACGUCAUUACCUUGACGAAGCGCUAUUCUCUGUGUAUCUAAGAUCUGUAGCCAAAAAUGUAGUGAAGAUUUCGUUUGUUUGUCAGUAUUUGAUACUCAUAGAUCAUUCAUUUUAUUGCCUGAUUUUAUUACAUGCAUAUUAAUGACUCUCCUACUACACUGGACCUGAUAGCUUAAUAAAUGAAAUAUACUAGGGGCAGUGCAAUAUUUACGGGCCGCUAUGCAAAAGGCUUUGUAAAAAUAAAGCUUUAUAAUUUAAGUGAC
Cephus cinctus (wheat stem sawfly) is the source of this 4389-nucleotide messenger RNA. RefSeq lists its product as uncharacterized. The coding region runs from base 445 to 3741 and encodes 1098 amino acids. Lineage: Eukaryota; Metazoa; Arthropoda; Insecta; Hymenoptera; Cephidae. The transcript has 6 exons. The record is from RefSeq and is a predicted model, not a curated record.